AUGGAUUCCGAUUUGGAGUACAUAUACGAGCAGUAUGUUGAGUCCUUCAAUGGCUCGUCGGACGAGGAGGAGUACUCCGAUGAGAAGGCGAUGAUGCAGACGGUCCUUAAAGACGCGGAGCGUGCGAAGGAGCAUAUUCUCAAUUCCAAGGGCUCAAUCAUGGGUCAUCGAGUGCUCAACCGCAACAGGGCGCGCAGACAUUUGACACCGAUGGCCGACUACUUUGCCCCCGAUGCACUAUUUGCCGACUAUUUUUGCCGGCGUUUUCGGAUGCGCAAGACCGUCUUCGAUUGUUUGUACCAUGGCGUCCGGUCCUACGAUGACUACUUCAUCCUAAAAAAGGACGUCGUGGGAACGAUUGACUUCUCUGGUUACCAGAAGUGCACGACUGCACUCCAGAUGCUUGUAUAUGGCACGACCGCUGAUUCGUGUGGGACGACUCUGGAAUUUGAGAACAUGGGUGAUCCUAUCCAACUUCUGGACCAGAAUCCGGCCGCAUUUGAGGAGUUUAUUCAAAUGCAUCAACAAAUUCGACAUCGACCAACUCACGAGCAGCUCAAGGAAGAUCUGAUUGAGCAUCAGUGGACCGUGAAAGGGGACAACAAUGUUGGGAUGUAA
Molecule: messenger RNA, 618 nt
Organism: Aegilops tauschii subsp. strangulata
Lineage: Eukaryota; Viridiplantae; Streptophyta; Magnoliopsida; Poales; Poaceae
Source: RefSeq, a predicted model, not a curated record